This is a messenger RNA of Apaloderma vittatum (bar-tailed trogon), 295 nucleotides long. It is a transcript of the gene MIS18A, whose product is annotated as MIS18 kinetochore protein A. Lineage: Eukaryota; Metazoa; Chordata; Aves; Trogoniformes; Trogonidae. Gene Ontology annotation, biological process: chromosome segregation; CENP-A containing chromatin assembly. The annotation marks the transcript as partial. Gene Ontology annotation, cellular component: chromatin; nucleus; chromosome, centromeric region. The record is from RefSeq and is a predicted model, not a curated record. The transcript is spliced from 3 exons.
CAUGGUAGAAACGUUAUUCUGCUCUGGGUGCUCGAUGACACUUGGUAACAUCUACAGGUGUACCCCAAAGCACCUCGACUACAAAAGGGAUUUGUUCUGUUUCAGUAUUGACUCAAUUGAAAGUUACAUUCUAGGAUCCUCAGAAAAGCAAGCUCUUACUGAUGAGGAGCCUCUAACUCUUGAAAGUCGGGCUGCCUUGGAAGAUGUGCUACAAAGGGCUGACACUGUAUUAAAGUCUCUGGAAACAAGAAUGACUGCUCUUGAAUCAAGUAUGGCUUCUCUUCACAAAGAGUGA